Molecule: messenger RNA, 4482 nt
Organism: Schistocerca americana (American grasshopper)
Lineage: Eukaryota; Metazoa; Arthropoda; Insecta; Orthoptera; Acrididae
Gene: PAN3
Product: PAN2-PAN3 deadenylation complex subunit PAN3
Exons: 12
Coding region: 202-2430 (742 amino acids)
Biological process (GO): nuclear-transcribed mRNA poly(A) tail shortening; protein phosphorylation; mRNA processing
Cellular component (GO): PAN complex; P-body
Molecular function (GO): ATP binding; protein kinase activity; poly(A) binding
Source: RefSeq, a predicted model, not a curated record
UGCGCACGCAUCUCACUGAACGAGACAGCAACAGAAGUGGAGCUUUUGUUGUUCCUUGAAACUGUGUUGGUAUACGACUUUAAGAACCACUAUGUAGGUAGAAUGACAUUUCAUCGAGUACCCUUUCAUCCCAAAUGAUAUUUCAGCUCCUUUUAAAUUGUGGUUUAGUCAAGUUUAUUAUCCGGAAAAAAGAAAAGCGUGAUGGACGGCAUCUCAAGUAGUGUCAGAAAACCAGCUGUGAGCGUGAACACUAGGGUGAAUUAUACAAAUUCAGGAAUAACGCCAUCAAACUUAAGUAUCUGUUAUACCGAUGAGAAUUUAAUUCUUCCAAGGAACCCAAAUGUCGCCAGUGUAGUUUUUCAUGGGAGUGUUGCAUAUACGGACACACGAGUGAAAGCGCAGGAUGUGUCAUAUACAUCGUGUGACGAAAGGCUGGAUUCUUCAUUGUUUUUGUCAUACUCACAGGCAAAUGGUGUGCCACAAGAGUCGAAGUUAGCCACAUACAUGAAUCGCCAAAGUGCAAGCACACCUACAAUUGCCACAGCCCAUGCCAUUACUAAAGGCUUAGCUGGACUUACGAUAGAGCAAACUGUCUCUACAAAGAAGGUAACUCCGCAGGCCCCAGAGUUCAUUCCUGCAGCCAGCACUGGAGGGACUGUUUCGCCGAAUUUCCUCCGUGCAUUUAGUAGUCCAGUAAACAAUUUCGUUCGGCGUACAAGUGUUGAAAGCCCAUUGCCACUAACUCCUCAUUUAACACCACAGCCAUCACCACCACUAAGCAACUGUUCACCUACAUCUAGUCUUGAGAAGACAUCAGUAACCCCAGUUUCUGCCUACCAGGAAAAUGUUGGAGGAACAACAUAUUUUUAUCCUGCAUCGGGUGGGGAAAACAGCAGCUUAAACAGCAGUGGUCUGAGUUUGAAUUCAAACACUUCAGUUUCUUCAGUGGUUCUGCCUAGUUUUCAUAUGUAUCCAGGGACUCCAACCCAUUUGCACCCUGUUCCACAAAGCAAGGCUGGUAGUGGAUAUUAUAUAGCAGAAGAACUGCGUCUAGAAGCCCUGCAUAGAAAUGCUCUUGUACUUUCUCAGCCUGAUCCAGACCAGUAUCCAGAUCUGCCCAAUGAGAUAGACAACUACCAUGAUCUCUGUCCUCUGCAAUCUGCGACUGGAAAUACUUUGCGAAAGUCUCAGCUAUUGGGCUACCCCAUAUCAACAUAUAAAGCCACAAACACAAAAACGGGUGUACGUUACUGUCUGAGAAGAGUGCAUGGAUUUCGACUGUUAAAUACGAAGAGCAUGGUGAUGAUUGAUAUGUGGAAAAGACUGCAACAUUCCAACAUUGUCCAGUUGAGGGAAGUGUUUACAACGAAAGCAUUUGGAGAUUAUUCAAUGAUAUUCGUUUAUGAUUACCAUCCUGGUGCAGAGACAAUGAUGGUAAAGCAUUUCACACAAGUGGAACCGGUGAAUGGUUACUGUGAUCCCUUCUCAGCAGACCCAUCAGCACCACGACCAUACAGUCAUCAGAAGAAUGCUUUAUUACGCCAACAACUUCCUGAAAAUGUAAUCUGGAAUUAUAUCAUGCAGUUAACAUCAGCUUUGAGAGUGAUACACUCUGCAGGACUGGCUUGUCGAACACUUGAUCCUACAAAGAUUUUGUUAACAGGCAGAUCAAGGCUUCGUCUUAGCUGUCUUGCCAUUGCUGAUGUAUUGUCAUUUGACCCUACAGCUACAAACCCACUGCAUCUCAUACCACAUUAUCAGCAAGAAGAUCUAACUGCCUUGGGAAAACUAGUGCUUGCACUGGGAUGCAGAUCUCUCAUGGCAAUACAACGAGAGAAUAUUCAGACAUCAUUGGAUCUUGUAACUCGUACCUAUUCAUCAGAUCUCCGUAAUCUCAUCAUGUACCUGCUGAGUAGCCAGCAGCAACAGCAGCAACCUCGGAACGUAACAGACUUGAUGCCAAUGAUUGGGGCACGUUUUUACACCCAACUAGAUGCGGCACAAAUGAGGGCAGAUAUACUGGAGAAUGAACUGGCAAAGGAGAUGGAAAAUGGCCGCUUGUGCCGGUUACUCGUCAAGUUGGGCACCGUAAAUGAACGUCCAGAGCUUAAUAUGGAUCCCACUUGGGCUGAAACAGGGGAUCGUUACAUGCUGAAGCUUUUCCGUGAUUACUUAUACCACCAAGUAACUGAAGAUGGACGUCCAUGGAUAGACAUGGCCCAUGUUGUCCAUUGUCUCAAUAAAUUGGAUGCUGGAGUCCAUGACAAGAUAUGCCUGAUGUCACGUGAUGAGCAGAGUGUACUAGUUGUCAGCUAUGCUGAGCUUAAGCAUUGCUUAGAGCAGUCAUUUGAUGAAAUUCUGGCAGCUGCUGCUACUGUUCCCACUUCAGCCACAGUUGCCACUGCUGCUAAACCAGAUCCAGUUUCAUAAAAGUAAAAAAAAAGUAAAAAAGAAACAUAUUCAGCAUAUCUCCUUUGAUCAGUUUUGUUUCAGUCCCCUUUCAGUGGUUCUGAAUGUAUUUAUGAGGAACUGCAACAUCACCAUUAUUAUUAUUUGAACCAGUAUAUUUAUAUCUUGUUGCAGGAAAAUGCCUAAAAUUCUGUGAAUUUUGACAGUUUAUAUCCUCUAUUGUUUUUCCUUUUUGACCCUUAACUUACAGUGCAACAGAACAUAGCAUUGGUCAAGAAUGCUCUUCAGUUUUUAUAAUUUUUUUUUGUGGAAGUUUAUGGCAAGAUUUUUAUUUAUGUAUUAUGAAAAAAAAUUAUUUUGGCAUUUUUACUUACAUUUUUUUAGUGAAAUCAUAGGACACAAAAUGCCCCAAAAUUAAAUUGGAGAGAUUGCCAGAAGCUUUGUCCUCACCAGUUUACUCAUUCAAACAUUGGAGGACAAAGUGACUGUGCAUUUAAUGGGCAAUUUAUGUAGCAAACAGGAACACAGUAUUUGUGUUUGAUUCUGAUAUUGAUGUACCUUGUUACAUUUUUUGUGUUAUUUUGAAAUUAGUUUCAGCCUAUGCACAAGAGUAGUAAUUAUGUGUCUCUUCUACAUGUAAAUUGUAUUGUGGCCAUGUUGUUCAGAUAGAAGUUCUGUUCCUGCCUUGCAUUAAAACUCUACAUGAACAAUCAUGUUCCAUAAUAAACAAUUUGGAAUGAUUUUCAGAAUAGUUUCAAAAGUUCUGAGUAAGAAAAAAUAUUAUUUUGCGUGUUUUUACAUCUUGAAGAAAAGUGAGAAAGGAGAAGUCUUCCGAGACAAAAAUACUUUGCUGUUAAUUACAUUCCCACAUAAUACGCCAGUGUUCAAUUUCUUCUUUAAAUUUUUAAGAGAGAAAGUUGUUCUGUCAUGCAUAUAUUCACUUCUUUGCCAACUGGUGUUCCCCUGUGAGUUUAUUUUUCUAAAUAUAUAUUUUUUUGUAAAUAGGGCCAGAAAAAGUGAUUGUAUACAUGACAGAGAAAAUUUGAAAACGAGAGCAAGUAACAGCUGAUUUUAUGUUACUUGAUCUGCCAGAAGUGCAAACCAGGGUGCAAGAGCGAUAUUGUGUGCUUUAUUUGAAUGCAGUGUUGAUGUUGUAAAUAUUUUAUUACAGGAAUGUAUGUGGUUUUGUACGAGUGUUUAAAAGUGUUUAAGAACACAGUGUAAAAAUAUGUUGUUCAGGAGGCUUAUUUUGAAGUCCUAUUGCAAUAAAGAAAAGGCUGUUUUGAGUAUAGUAAAGCUCCUGAAGCACAAGUUCUUGCAACCUUGACACGCACAAAAGAGAUCUGCAGUCUUUGAUUCCUUGUUGAGGUUUGCUUAUACUGAUUUGAAAUUUUCUUUGAAAUUUCAUACAUGAUCUGGAAUAAUAGUAUCAUGUGUCAAUAACUGCUGUAAUAUAUCUUAUAUUGUACAAGGAAACAUCAGUGUCCAAAAAUGUUUGCAGCUUAAAAGGAAAAUACAGCAAAAGGAGGAUAUGGUAGACUGUAGUUGUCUGAUCAGACAUUUUGUAGAAUUUAUUUAAAGCAGUAAUUUUGGCAUACAACAGUAAUUUAAAAACAAAAUAAAGGAAGGUUUCAGUUUUUUCUAUGUAUUCACAAGUCCAUCUCCAGGGCAAACAUGAGAAGGAAUGUGUUGAUGAAAAGAUAUUAUGUGCUUCAGGAUCAUGUGUAUCUUACAUUAAUUUUUCAAAUGAAAAAUGAACAUAAAAAUUGUAUAUAUAGCUGAUCUCUUUGCAUACAUAUCAUGAAUUUUCUCGUCAGUUCAUUCAUUUAUGAACAGUUGAUUUGAACUAAAAAAAAGUGAAAAGUAAAUGUGUUGUGUUGCAAUGUGACUGAUUGCUGCAGUAUUAUUGAGACUGUAAGUUCAGAGUUUAAAAGUUUAUGUUGCCUACAUUCAGUACUUGUUAUUAAACAAGCUGUGAGAGAUAUGUUCUGAUGAAAAAUGUUUGUCUACUUUUCAAACUCCUAAUCUGUACUUAAAAAUAAAGAAGAGAUUUUACAAAUAAAUACAUUAAAA